This is a messenger RNA of Gadus morhua (Atlantic cod), 1599 nucleotides long. It is a transcript of the gene ext1c, whose product is annotated as exostoses (multiple) 1c. The record is from RefSeq and is a predicted model, not a curated record. Gene Ontology annotation, molecular function: glycosyltransferase activity. Gene Ontology annotation, cellular component: membrane. NCBI's taxonomy places the organism in Eukaryota, Metazoa, Chordata, Actinopteri, Gadiformes, Gadidae.
AUCAUUAAGGACAGAGUGUUCUCCCACGUCUCGAGGAACAAGUACAUGUGGAACUCCCAGCCGGGCGGUCUCCUGGUGCUGCCUGAGUACUCCACCCACCUGGCCCACUUCCCCUUCUUCUUCCUCAGCCUGGGAGUCAGCCCGGGUCAUGAGUUCACUGCCGUCAUCCAGGCUGUCUCCCCAUUGGUCAGCCAGUCUCAGCCAAUCAUGAAGCUGCUGCAGGUGGUCUCCAGGUCAAAGUACUGCUCCCAGAUCAUCAUCCUGUGGAACAGCGAGAAGCCGCCGCCCCCUCGCAGCAAGUGGCCCCCCAUGCCCGUCCCCCUCACCGUGACGGACGGCCACAGGAAGACGACAAGCCGGUUCUUACCUCACGUUUCCAUAGAGACAGAGGCGGUGCUGAGUUUGGACGAGGAUACGGUCCUGAUGACCAGUGAGGUCAACUUUGCUUUCCUGGUGUGGCGGAGCUUCCCCGACCGGAUCGUGGGGUACCCCCCCCGGAGCCACUUCUGGGACCCCCUAAAGAAGGCCUGGGGGUACACCUCCAAGUGGACCAAUGAGUACUCCAUCGUGCUCACCGGGGCCGCCUUCUACCACAGGUACUACCACUACCUGUUCACGCACUACCUGCCCCCCUCCCUCCGCACGCUGGUUGACACCACCUCCAACUGCGAGGACAUCCUCAUGAACUUCCUGGUCUCCUCGGUAACGCACCUGCCGCCAAUCAAGGUGGCCCAGAGGAAGCAGUACAAAGAGCUGCCCAGCCCCCAGGGUACUAAGGCCGGCCCCUGGGUCAACCCCGAGCACUUUAACCAGCGGCAGGAGUGCGUCAACGCCUUUGCCAGCUGGUUUGGUUACAUGCCGCUGGUCCACUCCCAGUUCCGCCUGGACCCGGUUCUCUUCAAGGACCAGGUGUCCGUCCUCCGCAAGAAGUACAAGGACCUGGAGAGGGCCUGAAAAGGGCGGGAAAGAUGGCGGGGGAAAAACGCGAUCCCAACUGAUUUUGUUGUUUGUUGUUCAAAAUGUCCGCCCGCCGGGCAAAAUGGACGUUUGGGUUCAAACGGAUGGGAUGCUGCUUUCUGAAGCGCCUCCCCCUUGUUAAGGACGGGGAGCGGGUAGGGAACAUAAAGCAAGGCUGAGCUGAUCGUGAGUUUGUUUUUCGGACCGCGGGUGAAGUACAAUCAACGGAAUAUCGGACGGAAUCGAACGCAGCAGCACCAAGGCCAGGAAGAGGCGGAGCAAUGGUUAAGAAACUGUCGUGGUCACAGUGACGUGGCGCUCCGUGGCAACGGCGCAACCGCACCCAUGAGCUGGGAGCGCUAGCUCAUCUCGGGGAACAGGGAAAUCCCAGGGCCCUGAUUGGUCCUUGGUGAAAUCCGAGGGCCACGAUUGGUCUUCGGGGGAUUUCGAGGGCGAUGAUUUGUCCUCGUUGAAAUCUGAGGGCCGUGAUUGGUCCUGGGUGAAAUCCGAGGGACGUGAUUGGUCCUCAUGUGUGGCGCAUGGCUCUCAACGCUGGUGUGACGGAAAGCGCCCCGAUUCACACCUCUAUGCUAACUGUAAAAACAAAGACUAAUAAUAAACUAUUUCUAAAUGCAAAUGAAA